Messenger RNA from Cutaneotrichosporon oleaginosum, 759 nucleotides. RefSeq lists its product as uncharacterized. The record is from RefSeq and is a predicted model, not a curated record. Lineage: Eukaryota; Fungi; Basidiomycota; Tremellomycetes; Trichosporonales; Trichosporonaceae.
CGCUCGUUGGAUACCAGCACAGCGGCAUGCAUCUGGAUCUCGGUGCGAGAGAUCUACGUUCUUCUCUCUUCUCUCUUCUUUCACUGUUCGCUCCUCCUCGCUCGCUCCGCUCUUCGCUCCUCGCUUCACCGCCACUUCUGAGAUCUCACGCCCGUCAGUGCGCCCGUCGCCAAUCUCAGUCUCGUCUGCAGGCGACUACUUCUCACCUCUCAUUUCUCAUCCUCACGUCCAUCUCUUCCCAUCUUCAACAUGCUCUACCUCGCCUUCGCCCUCGCGCUCCUCACCCCCGCUCUCGCCGCCACAAUCGAGUCCGUCAGCGUGCCCGGCGUGUGUCUCGAACACCUCCUCGUCAACGACCAACACACCCUCGUAGUCGAGGGCUGCUACGACCGGCCCGAGUACCAGUUCGAGCUGGUGCGCGGCGCGACCCGCGUCAAGUGGCAGGGCGGCGACCUCUGUCUCGACGCCGGCAAUGCUCCUGCGAACGGCCAGCUCCUGACUUUCCAGCCAUGCAACCGCCGCGCGCCCGGACAGGCGUGGUGGCUCACGGACGACGGCCGCAUCGCGCUCCAGGACCAGGGGUUCUGCGUCGACCUGCCCGCCGGCACGGGGGAGAACCAGGACGCCGUGCAGAUCUGGCGGUGUGGCGACGGGAACAUCAACCAGGCGUGGGUUGUUGGGGGCGCCGGCGCGAGCGCGUGAGUGGGGAGGUGGGGACACAAGCUCUAUAUUGUUGUGUGUAUUUUAGGCUGUGCAUUG